Messenger RNA from Quercus lobata, 1705 nucleotides. It is a transcript of the gene CYP707A4, whose product is annotated as cytochrome P450, family 707, subfamily A, polypeptide 4. Gene Ontology annotation, molecular function: iron ion binding; (+)-abscisic acid 8'-hydroxylase activity; heme binding. Gene Ontology annotation, biological process: sterol metabolic process. The coding region runs from base 24 to 1445 and encodes 473 amino acids. The transcript is spliced from 9 exons. The record is from RefSeq and is a predicted model, not a curated record. Lineage: Eukaryota; Viridiplantae; Streptophyta; Magnoliopsida; Fagales; Fagaceae.
ACACACACAAGUGCUACAUUUGUAUGGAGACUAUUUCUAUUGUAAUAUACAUAUGUAUCCUUCUCUCUACUCUUUUCUCUUAUCCUCUCAUAAAGAAACAAAAAAAGAAGCAUGAACGACUAGUUAAGCUUCCUCCAGGCUCAAUGGGGUGGCCUUUAAUAGGAGAAACCCUCCAACUCUACUCUCAAGACCCUGAAGUCUUCUUUACUGCUAAGCAGAAAAGAUAUGGAGAAAUAUUCAAGAGCCACAUACUUGGCUGCCCUUGUGUGAUGCUGGCUAGUCCUGAGGCUGCUCGGUUUGUGUUAGUGUCUCAUGCUCAUUUGUUCAGGCCUACGUACCCCAAAAGCAAAGAGAAAAUGAUUGGCCCUUCAGCACUCUUUUUUCACCAAGGAAGCUAUCACAGUCACCUUAGGAAGCUAGUUCAAAGUUCAUUAUCCCCCGAGACAAUCCGGAAACUGGCUCCUGAUAUCGAAGCCAUAGCCAUUUCUGCUUUGGAUUCAUGGGCAAGUGGACAAGUCGUUAAUUCCUUUCAUGAGAUGAAAAAGUUCUCUUUUGAUGUGGGCAUUCUUUCCAUAUUUGGUCGUUUGGAUGACAAAUAUAGAGAAAAGCUGAAGGAGAACUAUUCCAUAGUGGAUAAGGGAUAUAAUUCUUUUCCAACAAACAUUCCGGGUACUCCAUAUGCCAAAGCACUCGAGGCAAGGAAAAGGCUUAGUGAGAUUGUGAAUGAGAUAAUUUGUGAAAGAGAAGAGAAAAAAUUACUGGACAAGGAUCUCUUGGGUUAUUUGAUGAACUUCAAAGAUGAGAGGGGCCAAGUUUUAACUAAGGAUCAAAUUGCUGAUAACAUUAUUGGAGUACUAUUUGCAGCUCAGGACACAACUGCUAGUCUCCUAACAUGGAUUCUCAAAUACCUUCAUGAUGACCGGAUACUUCUUGAAGCUGUAAAGGCAGAGCAAAAGACUAUAUAUGAAGUGAAUGAUGGAGGGAAGAGGCCCUUGACAUGGUCUCAGACCAGGAAAAUGCCACUUACAUAUAGGGUUAUACUAGAGUCCUUCAGGAUGGCAAGCAUCAUAUCGUUUACCUUUAGGGAAGCAGUGGUUGAUGUAGAGUACAAAGGAUAUCUCAUACCAAAGGGUUGGAAGGUGAUGCCAUUGUUCAGGAACAUUCAUCACAAUCCAGAAUUUUUCCCGGAUCCUCAAAAUUUCGAUCCAUCUAGAUUUAAGGUUGCCCCAAAACCCAAUACUUUCAUGCCAUUUGGCAAAGGAGAGCACUCUUGUCCCGGCAAUGAGCUUGCCAAGCUAGAGACACUCAUUCUGAUCCACCAUUUACUCACCAAGUUCAAGUGGGAAGUGGUAGGAUCUCAAAAUGGGAUUCAGUAUGGCCCAUUCCCAGUUCCUCAGCGUGGACUCCCAGCCAAAUUUUGGAAAGAAUCCAAACAUGAUGUGUGAUAAAUGUGUUGCCUUCUCUAGCUUCCAUUUUUCACCCACCUAAUCCAACCCAAACCUCCUGUUUUUUAAUGGGGUUUCUUUCUUAUAUGUAAUCCAUAUGAGAUAUCUUAUCCCUUUUAUUUAUUGUAGCACAUCUGAUAAUUGGUUGCUUGAUAUUUGACUAUAUAUGUAAUAAAAUAGAGAAAUUGAAUGGGAAGCUUACUCCCCAGUGAUUUAUGUUCUCUAAUGUUUCUUUAUUAUUUGUAAUUUUAGAACAUGUU